Messenger RNA from Brachypodium distachyon (stiff brome), 921 nucleotides. RefSeq names its product dirigent protein 1. The record is from RefSeq and is a predicted model, not a curated record. The transcript has a single exon. The coding region runs from base 89 to 667 and encodes 192 amino acids. Lineage: Eukaryota; Viridiplantae; Streptophyta; Magnoliopsida; Poales; Poaceae.
AGCAACUUAAUUAGCAGCCUUGCACAAAACGGACACAGGCUAACUGAGACAUAGCAUCGACACAUCGACCUCGCUCGAUACAUAAACCAUGGCUUCUCUCCCGUCACUCCUCCUAGCCUCCGCCGUCCUCCUCGCCGGCGCCACCUUCCUCACCCACCACUCCAACACCACCACCAAACUCAACCCCCAACCCAUAACCACAACACACCUCCACUUCUACAUGCAUGACGACUACACCGGCCCACACCCCACCGCCAUGCGCGUCGUCUCCGGCCGCUCCCUCCUCCCCAACUCCACCAAAUCCCCAAUAACAGGACGCCACUUCGGGGACAUCGUGGCGCUCAACAACGCGCUGACGGAGGGACCCGACAACAGCGGCGGAAAGAGGGUGGGCACGGCGCAGGGGUUCGCGGUGCGGGUGGCGGAAGGCGGCGUGGUGUCGGACCUGAGCAUGCACCUGGCGAUGGAGGCCGGGGAGUUCAAGGGAAGCUCCGUGGCCGUGAAAGGAAGGAUCGACAUGGAUUUGGAGGUACGGGAGUCGGUGGUUGUGGGGGGUACCGGGAAGUUCAGGCUCGCCCGUGGGUACAUGCUCAGCAGGGACUAUGAUUACACGCUCGCCGACGGGGGUGUCAUCGAGAUCGACCUCUACCUGCAGCACCACGACUAAUAGCGCUAGCUAGGCGCUGCGACACGUUCAUGUGUGCGUGAGUGUACAUGUUUGCUUGUUGCUGCUUAAUUAAUUAAUUUGCUCUGGCUGUGUUAUUCGUACGUAUUCGAAGGCAAUACUCCGUAGUACUGUUGCGCGUACUACUGCAUCUGCAUGUGGUGUUUUCGCGGGUCUGUUAACGUACUUUGAUCUCGUCGCUUUUAUGGUGGUUUUCAGUUUUUUUUAAAGGAAAAGGUCACCUGCAACUUUGUCGA